Molecule: messenger RNA, 924 nt
Organism: Diceros bicornis minor
Lineage: Eukaryota; Metazoa; Chordata; Mammalia; Perissodactyla; Rhinocerotidae
Gene: SH2D1A
Product: SH2 domain containing 1A
Exons: 4
Coding region: 157-540 (127 amino acids)
Biological process (GO): cell-cell signaling; cellular defense response
Cellular component (GO): cytoplasm
Source: RefSeq, a predicted model, not a curated record
GAGGUUUUAAGGCAGGUAGACAACAUCCUGUUGUUAGGGCGCUCCCCUCUCUUUUUUGCACAUCUGGCUGAACUGGGAGUCAGGUGGCUGACUCGUGCCUGGUUGCCAUCCCUUCAACCGUCCCACGCCUCGGCCCGCCCAAGAGUCCACCAAGCCAUGGAUGCGGUGACUGUGUAUCAUGGCAAAAUCAGCCGGGAGACCGGGGAGAAGCUCCUGCUCGCCACGGGUCUGGACGGCAGUUAUUUGCUGAGGGACAGCGAGAGUGUCCCGGGCGUGUACUGCCUGUGUGUGCUGUAUCAAGGUUACAUUUAUACAUACCGAGUGUCCCAGACAGAAACAGGUUCUUGGAGUGCUGAGACAGCACCUGGGGUACAUAAAAGAUUUUUCCGGAAAAUAAAAAAUCUCAUUUCAGCAUUUCAGAAGCCAGAUCAAGGCAUUGUAAUACCUCUGCAGUAUCCAGUUGAGAAGUCUUCAGCUAGAAGUACACAAGGUACUACAGGGAGAAGAGAAGAUCCCAAUGUCUUCCUGAAAGCACCAUGAAGAAAAAUAAAAUACCUUGUACUUUAUUUUGAAUAAUUUAAGUAUAUGCUAAGUCUUAUAUAUUGUAGAUAAUACAGUUCAGUGAGCUACAAAUGUAUUUCUAAAACCAUCCAAGUCCUGUAAUGGAAGCAUCUAGCAUGAUGUUAAAGCUGAAAUGGACUUUAUAGAUAAUGAGGAGCUUUGAAAUGAGGAUUGGGAAAAAAUAAUUCCACAGGUUAUUUUCAGUUAUUUACAAAUGGGAAAUGAUUUAAAACAUAAUGAUACUUUAUAAAAGAUUAAUGUCGAUUCUUGCCAAAUAUAAAUAAAAAUAAUCCUCAGUUUUUCUCAAAAGCACCAUUUUUAGUGAAAUAUUAUUUAAUAGCUACUGAUUUUAAAAUGUCUUGC